AUGUCUGCCGAUCUCCGCGAAUCCGCACCUCGCCUACCACGUGGUGAAACAAGAGCCAAACAUGCACGUGACCUUGUCGCACGGUGCUCAAAGUCAGACGCGUCAACAACUGACUCAACCGCUCAGUGGACUCAGCCAGACAAUGCCGGACCUCCACAUUACUUUCGCGUCUUCCCUCCGUCCCACCCGCGACUGACCACCCUACCCGCUGACCUCAUCUCACCACCUUCCCUCUCACCCAUGUCUCUCCGCAGAGAACAAGCAGAGCUCCAACGAGCUUUAGAGCUAUCCUCACAACAAGCAGCUGCCUUUGCCCACAUCUCGCCCUACACCCUGUCCAGUGCGACCACCGCCGACAGCCGCGAUCUCGAGCUCCGUCCGGCCGCCCCGCUCGCCGCCCCCGCCCAGUGUGAGUCUCAUACCACCCUACCAUCAGACGGUGUUGCGCAGCCCCUACUGAAAUGUCUCGCGAAGGGCGCCCAUGGUAUGCUGUGCGGAGUGAUCUUCCUCAUCGACACGUGCUACAGAAACGCGGAGCAUUGCCACCGACCGAGGGAAGGAUGUCUUCAAAGGGCACAUGUGCUUGACGACGUCUUACCUCUCGGUCCGGCGAAGACCUUGAGACAACGUGCGACUCCUUAUCUGUGUUCUCGGCGGGAACCUGAACCAUGGCUCCGGCUCGUCAUCACGCCUAUCUUGCCCACAAGCGAUCACCCUCGGGAUGCGGUCCGCUCACUCGUGAGACUUUCAGCUGACUGUAUCGCAGCGUCCAACUCAAUGUCGUCCACCUCGAUGUCUUUUUCGGGGCCCGCAACUCCGAUCCGUCCGCAGGAAUCGUCCCUUCUCAGUCCCGAUUCUCCCCGCCGGAGACUACCUCGCCAAUCUUUAGUCGAGGUCGUGGUACCCCGCUCUAGGAGAGAGACUUCCCGCGAUCCCAUUGACUUCUUAGACACGCAGGACUGUGUUAUCGUCGGCGGGAGUACUGCACCGAUCCUGCCUCCGCCUCCACCUCUGCCGCCCUCAUCCAUCGAGCUUUUCCCUGCAUCAGGGAGCAGCGCUACGUCCGCCAACGGACGUCGUUCGGCCCGGGUGCUGAAAAAGCAAGAGGACGAGGCGGCAGCAGCUGCCGAGAGGAAGCGGAAACGUGCUGAGAGGAAGGCCCGGGAGGCCGCGGAGAAGGCAGAGCUGCAGCGACGGAUCGACGCCGGAGAGAUCGAACCUCCCGAGGAUCCCAAGAAGAAACGGCGACGCACUACCGAAUCCCGGGCAAAAAAAACUCCAAGACGAUCGGAACUUGCUGAGCGACCGGUUCCUGUUACUUCCAGCUCUUCAAGCGCGCAUCCCACCGCCACCGAUGCGAGCGCUGGGUCGACUUCACCCAUCAGACCUACUCCGAAUCCUGCCGAGACGAUUGCUGAGCCGCGACCGUCAACGGAGUCGCGAAGAGCGCCCUCGCCGACCAAGAGAGUGGAAACCCCGCAGGCCGCUCCGUCAUCGCCAGCCCAGCCCACUACUCCUGGACCGGCCACUUCCAGCUCUAGCUCAUCGGCUGCUCCCGCUCCCACGACGCCAGCUGCGCGACCUCUGCAACCGUCCAGGAGUACACCUGCGUCGUCUGACCGGCCCAGCACUCCGGGUCCAAACGGUUACAAAUGGAAGACCGGUAUGUCCAAAGCUACACUGCCUUUGUUCCAGCUAACCUUCAGCCCGAAACGACCUGGCAAGCGUGCUGAACAAGUUCCCGAAAGCUCGGCCGACAGGCAUGUCGAAGCGCUUGAAGAUUCAGUCGUUGCAUACGAGCAUCGGGCCGGGAAAGGCCGCACCGCCGCCUCCCCCACCCAAGCGAAAGCCAAAGGAGGAGAGUGA
Messenger RNA from Trichosporon asahii var. asahii CBS 2479, 1866 nucleotides. RefSeq lists its product as uncharacterized. The record is from RefSeq and is a predicted model, not a curated record. The coding region runs from base 1 to 1866 and encodes 621 amino acids. The transcript is spliced from 2 exons. NCBI's taxonomy places the organism in Eukaryota, Fungi, Basidiomycota, Tremellomycetes, Trichosporonales, Trichosporonaceae.